Molecule: messenger RNA, 4709 nt
Organism: Myotis davidii
Lineage: Eukaryota; Metazoa; Chordata; Mammalia; Chiroptera; Vespertilionidae
Gene: AP5M1
Product: adaptor related protein complex 5 mu 1 subunit
Exons: 9
Coding region: 358-1860 (500 amino acids)
Biological process (GO): endosomal transport
Cellular component (GO): lysosome; AP-type membrane coat adaptor complex; cytosol
Source: RefSeq, a predicted model, not a curated record
GCGGAGAGGCGCGUCGCUGGGCGAUUGAGGAAUCUUGAUCCUGGUGGGCCACCAUCCCGGAAGUGGAAUGUAGAGGAAGCAAGUGCUAGGGUUUCUGGGGAAGCAUAAGUUCUUGAGAUUCCAGGUGCGGAUUCGCAGAAGUCUUUUGUGGCCUGUGUUGGCCAGGACGGACUCAGAGGCUUUCGUCACUUCUGAAGGCGCUAGCUUCCCUGCUGAGCUGCACCUGUUCGUGGUGGGGCCGAAGGCAGCUCGGAUGAAUGAACCUCGGGCUUCCGUUAAGAACCCAUCCGAGAAAGGCGGUCUGCGCUCUUCCUCCGUGGCGGCCUGCGGGGUGCACUGAUGCACUAGUGGCUUAGCAUGGCUCAGCGAGCAGUGUGGCUCAUCAGCCACGAACCCGGAACUCCACUUGGUGGCACGGUCAGAUUCUCCAGACGGUAUCCAACUGUUGAAAAACGAGCCAAAGUCUUCAAUGGAACAAGCUAUGUGCCUAUCCCUGAAGAUGGUCCCUUUCUUAAAUCAUUACUCUUCGAACUUAGAUUAUUGGAUGAAGAUAGAGACUUCACGGAGAGUCGUGAUAGCUGUUCUCGCAUCAAUAAAACAUCUGUGUACGGACUUAAAGUAGGAGGUGAAGAACUCUGGCCAGUUGUUGCUUUUCUGAAGAAUGGCAUAGUAUAUGCUUGUGUCCCACUAGUGGAACAAACUUUAUCCCCUCGUCCAGCACUCAUUAGCAUUAGUGCAGUUUCACAAGGCUUUGAACUUCUUUUUGGGAUACAGGAUUUUCUUUACUCAAGUCAAAGAAUUGAUACUGAGCUAAAUACAAAACUCAGCCAAUUGCCUGACUUGCUUCUGCAGGCUUGCCCGUUUGGAACUUUACUAGAUGCCAACUUACAGAAUUCAUUGGAUAGUAUCAGUUUUGCUUCUGUGACUCAUCCACAAAAGCAGCCAGCCUGGAAAGCUGGAACAUACAAAGGAAAACCCCAAGUUUCUAUUUCUAUCACUGAAAAAGUAAAAUCUAUGCAAUAUGAUAAACAGGAUAUAGCAGAUACAUGGCAAGUAGUCGGAACUGUCACUUGCAAGUGUGAUUUAGAAGGAAUCAUGCCAAAUGUUACCAUCAGCUUGAGUCUCCCCACCAAUGGAUCUCCACUUCAGGAUAUUCUAGUCCAUCCUUGUGUGACUUCUCUUGACUCUGCCAUUCUGACUUCUAGUAGCCUUGAUGCAAUGGAUGAUUCUGCAUUUAGUGGACCUUACAAAUUUCCAUUCACUCCACCUUUAGAAUCAUUCAACUUGUGCUACUACACUUCCCAGGUUCCUGUCCCACCAAUUUUAGGCUUUUAUCAAAUGAAAGAGGAAGAAGUACAACUAAAAAUAACAGUUAAUUUAAAACUUCAUGAAAGUGUGAAAAAUAAUUUUGAAUUCUGUGAAGCUCAUAUACCAUUUUACAAUAGAGGUCCAAUCACACAUGUGGAAUACAAAGUUAGUUUUGGCCAGCUCGAAGUAUUUCGAGAGAAAAGCUUAUUGAUCUGGAUUAUUGGACAGAAGUUCCCAAAAUCAAUGGAAAUUAGUCUUUCUGGAACUGUAACUUUUGGAGCCAAGAGCCAUGAGAAGCAGCCAUUUGACCACAUUUGCAUUGGGGGUACAGCAUAUUUAAAGCUUCAUUUUAGGAUCUUAGAUUACACACUUACUGGGUGUUAUGCGGAUCAGCAUUCAGUUCAAGUUUUUGCAUCAGGAAAACCAAAAAUAAGCACACACCGGAAACUAAUUUCUUCUGACUAUUACAUCUGGAAUUCUAAAGCUCCUGCUCCAGUAACAUAUGGAUCAUUAUUACUUUGGACACAUUGUGAUGCUUUUGAUUUUGUCUAGAAACCUGUCACUUCGGGAUAAUUUCUGAAGACAAAGUCUGCUUCCCGUUUGGUAGGUGACCUGUUUAAUGUUUUCCCUGUGUCUGGGAACUCCUUAGUGUAAUUAGCGACCUUUGAACUCCACAACUAAUCCUGAGCUAUUUUGUAUUCCUUACUCAUCUUUAAGGCUGGACCUUUCUUUUCUUCAGACUCCACUGCCACAAUUAAAGAAGAAACAGCUGCAUUUCAAAGGGAUUCCGAUCCAGAAGCUUAAUCGUGAUUGACAUGUUCUUAUUCUAAGCUAUAAGACACUCUUAAGAGUCCUUUCUUGGGUUAAAACUUCAAUCAUUUUCUAAAAAAUUAUCUCACUAUGGAUUUUAUUCAUUUUCUUUGAUAACUAUUCUUUGCAUUUUUUAACUUGAAAGAUGCUUUGCGUUUGCAGUGAAUAUGAGCACCUAUUUCCAAAGAUUUGGAUGGUAUCAGACCUACUCUAGAUGCAAAGUUGCUAAAUUCCUUUUGAGUGCAAAAUAUGAUUAUGAAAUCUGUUAUCUAUCAUAUAGGUGAUUAUUCUUCAGUAGAUCCAAAUGAUACAAAAAAUGUUAAAUUUCUGAAAAUGUGCUCCAGAAAAAAUGGUUCAUGAUUUUGGUGAAAUCCUUCUUUUCUAAACAAUAUUUUUUAAACUUUUUUAAGCCCUUACAGAGGUGGGCAUUUUUUAACUUUCUUAAAAUAAUUGAUUUAAAUAUCAGAUUUGAAGUAAAUAGCCCUGUCAGAAAUUCUUAAGAGAAUUAUUUGUUUAAAAAAUGUUUUCUUGAUUAAACAUUAGUCUGUCUUAUAAAAUUCUGUUUUACACCAACUAUUUGAGUUGAAAUUGUGAUUUUAUAUAUUGUAUAAUUUAAGAUCUCUCAAAACACAAUUUUGUACAUAACAACAACAGCUAAUGUUCUCCUUUUUUUUAUUAUAGUAUUUCAAACCACUUCAUAGCCAUUCAUAGACUCCUACACCACCCCUGGGCGGGAGGGAGGUCGAGUUUGCAUCCAGAGCCUCUGCAGGGACUGCUGCCACCGCAGAACGGUUGUUUCUAAGACAAAGGUCAGGAAAGGGAUGUUAAUAAACAGUCCUCAGGUUUAAGGGACUUUUUUAGGAUUACAUCUUAAAUUCCAACAAAUCAGAUUUAGGAGUUACUGAAAGUGAAAUUGAUCCAUCCCUCAUCCAAACUUUGCAAUACUUUCCUGUUCUGACAUCAUUUAGAUAGUUGGCUGUAUUAUCAGAUUAGAAACCAUUGUACCACGCUGCUGAAAGGAAAAGGAGGCAAAAAGCUAAACAUAGGAUAAAUUCUGAACCUUUUAACCUGGCUGAAGUACGUUGGUCCCUGUUAUGCAAAUACCUUCAAUCCUCUGCUAAGUUCAGUGGAAAUAAUUUUCUUGAAUGACAGGUUUAUUCAGCAAGGAUUCAGUUGGUGAUUAAUCCCCCUUUGAUCUAGGGUAUUUCACUUAACUACCAGUUACCUCGUUCUGACAAAGUGCAACUGAGAUUAGGGAGAUCACUAGAACACUACCAGGGUGUGCAUUUAUUCUCUCUAACCUUUUAAAGCAAGGGCCAAGAAUGCAAUUUAUUUUCAGUAUUUGAAGAUGUAAAGUCCUGUCUGCUAAGUUAGAAAGUCAAUUGAAUACCAAAUGAAGUUUAUUUCUUACGUAAUAGAACAAACAUUUCUUUUUUGCUUUGUCUAACAAUGAUUUUUAGGAAACAUAGGCUUUGAAAAAAGAAGAAAGACUACAUUCUAAGUAUAUCUUCUAGUUUUGUUUCAUGUACUAGAGAAUAUACUCAUUGACCCUGAGAUAGCCCAAAAAUCAAAGCAGUCACUACAAUUUAGGUUGAAAAAAUGCUUCAGUUUUAUUAAAUUGCAUGGUUUCUUCCCACCCUCCUCCCAUUUAAAAAGGUCAUGCUAUGUGGUAAAUCCAAUUGUGGAAACAUGUAAUACACAAGUAUUCAUCUUAAGACUUCUGAUUUCAAGGCUUUAUUUGUUAACUUUGUCCUUUCUUGAGGAAAACAACUUAUGUUCCCAUCAUAAGAAUAAUUGCGUUUACUUUCAGAAUGAAGAUUUUUGUUGAUAAAGAAAGGUAAAUGAUGCCAUUACAAGAAUACUUCUAAGUAAUUAUUUUAAAUUAUCAAACUAACCAUUUUCCACAGCAUUGUUUACUAUUUUUCUGCCUUCCUUUCCAUUUAGCUGUGUACCUCUUCUUCCAUAACUUUAAGACUGAAAUAUUCUUUGGAAUCUUGCACAAUAUUUUAAGAAUAACAUUUUAAGAUACAUUUUGUGCUACGGUUUCUCAAAAAAUUCAUCUUUAAAAACUUACCAUUGUCAAAAUUUAUCUUGCAAGAUAUCAAAUGUGUGGAUCUAUUCCGCAUAUAGUUUAAGACCCUUAAAAAAGAAACAAUAAUUUUUAACAAAAAUUUGUUUUUAAAUACUAAGUUAUUAUUAGUGAUUAAUGUUAUUAUAGACAGAGCAUUUUAAAUGCUUUAUAAUUGUUCAUUAUCCUAGUAGCAGUUUGCAAUACAAGUUAUGUAUUUACAUAAUUAUACAUUAUUUUGUUCCAAAGUCUCUGUGACCCAAUUUCUAAAUUGAAACAAUGACUCAAAGAAGUACCUCUAACUUCCCUGGGUACCACCCUCCCCUGUUUCAAUUUAGUAACCAAACUUUCCAAAUAUCUUUUGAUAGCCGGUUACUUAAUCACAGAAAUUGAGGAUCAGAAAAAAUAUAAGAUGAAAGGCAGGACCCCCUGGCUAUGUUGCUAAGAAAACUAGUAUUUUUAAUAAUUCACUAUGCAGUAAAUAUUUUUAAUGAAAUGUUGCAAUAUAUUUUGAAAUAUGUAU